This is a messenger RNA of Fusarium vanettenii 77-13-4, 1332 nucleotides long. RefSeq lists its product as uncharacterized. The record is from RefSeq and is a predicted model, not a curated record. Lineage: Eukaryota; Fungi; Ascomycota; Sordariomycetes; Hypocreales; Nectriaceae. The coding region runs from base 1 to 1332 and encodes 443 amino acids. Gene Ontology annotation, molecular function: transmembrane transporter activity. Gene Ontology annotation, biological process: transmembrane transport. The transcript has 5 exons.
AUGAAUACAGAUCUAGGCUCAGGGGAAAAGUCUCCACCAGCAGACGUGGAACCUGCGCGUCAACCAGCACUCUUACCAGACGAGGGAUCUGAAGACUCGGAAAGCGACAAGUAUCUUCAUGGAAUGCCUCUGAUUCUCAUGGCCCUAUCUUUGAUGAUUGGUGUCUUGACAGUUGCCUUGGAUAACAGCAUCAUCUCUACUGCUAUCCCAAAGAUGACAAGCGAGUUUAACAGUCUCAGCGACGUCCGACUUUACUGUGGUUCCAUGAUCAUCAUAACGCAAAUCGUGGAGAUGCGAAAACGACCGCUGUUUCUCGGUAUUAUCACACUCGGCGGCCUGACGGGGGCAAUCAUCUGCUUCUACUACCCGUCCACGCUUGGAGGGGCUGUCAACAAGGACCGCCCACUGAAGCAAAAGAUUUUGGGUCUAGGCCUCAAGAGCGCUGUCAUUCUCACGGCGACUCUGGUAUGCUUAUUCCUCGCUCUUCAAUGGGGUGGCACCGUCUAUCCCUGGCGAGACUCUCGCGUCUGGGGCUGCCUCCUCGGGUUUGGGUUCCUCUUAAUAUUGUUCAGCUACAUACAAGUCCGGCAAAAGGAAGAUGCCUUGAUUCCUCUCCGUAUUCUAUCUCAGCGAUCUGUCUUACUGGGCUGUCUCUUUUCCUGCUUGCUCCAAGGCGCAAUGAUGACACAAGCUUACCACUUGCCCUUCUACUUUCAAGCUGUAAAGGGCGACGACCCUCAAGAAUCCGGUAUCAAUAUUCUCCCUCACGGUGUCACAGUCUCCAUCGCCACGCUGAUCAGCGGUACCGCUAUGACCCUUUCAGGCUACUACGUGCCAUUUAUGUGGUUCGGUGCAGCUCUCUUUACCACCGGCGGGGGUCUUUUAUACACACUGUCCCAAUCAAGUCCAAUUGGGCGUUGGUUCGGAUUUCAGCUCAUGGCUGGUGCUGGCUAUGGAACGACAGUGCAGAUUCCGAUAUUCGCCAUCCAGGUCGUGCUCAGCACCGCCGAUAUCCCUCUGGGAACAACCAUGGUCAUAAUUGCACAGAGUUUCGGAGGAGCAGUUGGUCUUGCCAUCGCCCAGAAUGUUUUCCAGAACUAUCUGAGCCAGGAGCUCAAUAAGAUCCAAGGCAUAGAUGUGGCAGCCGUUGUGGCAGCUGGAGGAGUAGAGCUUGAGAAGGUUGUGCGGAGCGGCUCACUUGCUAUGGUCAGGAACGCUUUCCAGGUGGCUAUUGCCAAUGCAUUCCUCGUUGCUGUUGGUCUCGGAGGUGUUGCGUUCUUGGUCAGUCUUGGCAUGGAGAGGAAGCGGAUCAACAAGUCGAAGAGUAACUAA